This is a messenger RNA of Fusarium odoratissimum NRRL 54006, 1903 nucleotides long. RefSeq names its product protein phosphatase methylesterase 1. Gene Ontology annotation, biological process: protein demethylation. The coding region runs from base 274 to 1314 and encodes 346 amino acids. The transcript is spliced from 2 exons. Gene Ontology annotation, molecular function: protein methylesterase activity. Lineage: Eukaryota; Fungi; Ascomycota; Sordariomycetes; Hypocreales; Nectriaceae. The record is from RefSeq and is a predicted model, not a curated record.
CACACACUAUGCCCCAGUGUUUGCAAAGGCAAAUUGAUUUGGAUUGUGCUGGUUGGCUGACGUGGGUAUCGCCCGACCAUCAUCACCAGUUGCUAAAGACAUCAGAGGACACUACUGCGGCUCCCAUACUGUGCUAAUCGAAAGCGACGUCGCUCGUAGAAAGCUAGAGGCUACCACGAGUGUCAGCACCAGGAGCGCCUCGUGCCGUUCGCAUCUGUUUUGGCAUAUUGGCAGUGCGAAUGGAACCUACGCCAUCUACACACCGUAUCUAUCAUGAGCGACCUGCAGCGAGCAUGGGCCAAGGCCAAGUACAGAUUAUCUAACGAUACAUUUGACGAGGUCGACGAGGAGCACGAGAAUGAUGUACUCCCUGAGUUGCCGGAGCCUGUCGACGAUGACUCUUCCUCAGCCUCGUCCGCCUCGUCCGUCUCCUCGACAGGAACCAUCAUACCAUCGCCCAACCAGAAGCUGUUCGCUCGACCUCAAGGAGUCGCCCGCGGCAGGACCCUGGAGCAGAUCCCCUGGACAACCUAUUUUGAGCGCGAAUUGUCUCUGAAGUCAGAGCAGGAACCGGAAGUAGUCUAUCAUGCCUACCUCACUUCACCGGUCGGGAAAGGCCCACUGUUUGUGAUGCAUCAUGGUGCAGGAUCAUCAGGGUUGUCGUUCGCUGUUGUUGCUUCCGAAAUAAAGAAGCGGUUGUCAACAGCAGGUAUCCUGGCCAUUGACUGUAGAGGUCACGGGUCCACAAAUGCACCAGGCGACAAGGCACUGGACAUGAGACUGGACACUCUAUCUUCGGAUCUGUUCAGUAUGGUGCAGCUCACAAAGAAUGAGAUGGCCUGGUCAGAGAUGCCCCCGAUAGUGCUCGUGGGACACUCCUUGGGCGGAGCAAUUGUUACUGACCUGGCCAAGUCCGGUAGGCUAGGAACGUCAGUUUUAGGGUAUGCUGUGCUGGAUGUUGUGGAAGGCUCCGCUAUUGAUGCUCUACAAAGCAUGCACACCUACUUGUCUACGAGACCACUGGGCUUUGCAACUCUGCAAGCAGGUAUCGAAUGGCACAUUCGAUCUCGGACGAUACGAAACUCCAUUUCUGCUCGGACAUCUGUUCCUGCGCUACUCGUCUUUAACGAGAACGACGACCCGACAAGGCCGUGGCGAUGGCGGACCAACUUGGGCGCAACACAGCCUUACUGGGAAGGUUGGUUUAUAGGGUUGAGCAAGAAGUUCUUGGGAGCGAAGGGAGGAAAACUCCUACUGCUCGCUGGUACUGACAGACUGGACACCGAGUUGACCAUCGGUCAAAUGCAAGGUUAGUUAACCGUUGGACUAAUGCCGCUUUCUGAACAUUGUGUACUGAUUGACCGAUAGGGAAAUAUGCCUUGCAAGUGUUCCCUGAGGCCGGUCACUUCAUCCACGAAGAUUUGCCGGAGAAGACAGCCGUUUCGCUGGUCGACUUUUUUCGCAGAAACGACAGGAGUGCUCUCGUACUUCCUCCCAAGGUUUCGGAUCUUCUCAAACAGGGCAAAAGAGUAUGAGAAAGACUAAAUUGACAAGGUCUAACGUGUUACUCAUGACGUUGGCUUCAUCAAACCUUGUUUGAUGCCGACCCAACGAGCGGUGGCCCAAGAGCCGGGUUAUACUUUCAAGAUCACAUUGAAAGUGGGUAGGUGAACAUGACAGUCAUGCAAGGUGCAAAUAUGCAACCUGCCACUCCAGGCUCCUUCCGAGCAUCUUACAGCUCGUAGGAGAGGAUAUGAUAGUAGUUCUGAUGGCUGUGGCUAGCAAAGGAACUAUUGGCGGAGGCGUCUAUUGAGCAGAGAUAGACUUCCUAUGAAUAACCGGGCUGGACCCCAAAGAUAGAAGCAUGAAUUGAGGCGCUAAAGGAUCAAUAGUGAUUGCCAAC